CCGCCAUUGCCAGGCCUGCCGGGUUCCUCUGCGCAGCUUCUUCUCCUCCCUGGGUAGAGCCGGGCACCGGCCCAACGGGGCAUUCCCUGACCGGGCCCACGUCUUCCCACGGCCAGAGCGCACUGUCCCCAAACAGUGCACCUGCCGGCGGUCCCAACCCAGCGGGAGAAGUGGACAUGAGGUUGGCAGGCCCGCUCCGCGUUGUGGCCCUAGUUGUCACUGUGGGUCUUACCUGGAUCAUAGUCAGCAUCCUCCUGGGUGGGCCUGGCAGUGGAUUUCCUCGCAUCCAGCAACUCUUCAACAGCCCAGAAAGCUCUGUGACUGCAGAACCACGGGCCAGGAAGUACAAGUGUGGCCUGCCCCAGCCAUGUCCUGAGGAGCACCUAGCCUUCCGCAUGGUCAGUGGGGCUGCCAACGUCAUCGGACCCAAGAUCUGCCUCGAGGACAAGAUGCUCAUGAGCAGUGUCAAGGACAACGUGGGCCGUGGGCUGAACAUUGCCCUGGUGAAUGGGGUCAGCGGUGAGCUCAUUGAGGCCCGUGCCUUCGACAUGUGGGCUGGAGAUGUCAAUGAUCUGUUGAAGUUCAUUCGGCCACUACAUGAAGGUACCUUGGUGUUUGUGGCAUCCUACGACGACCCAGCCACCAAGAUGAAUGAAGAGACCAGGAAGCUUUUCAGUGAGCUGGGCAGCAGGAAUGCCAAGGAGCUAGCUUUCCGCGACAGCUGGGUGUUUGUGGGGGCCAAGGGUGUGCAGAACAAGAGCCCUUUUGAGCAGCAUGUGAAGAACAGUAAGCACACCAACAAGUAUGAGGGCUGGCCUGAGGCACUGGAGAUGGAAGGCUGCAUCCCGCGGAGAAGUGUGGCCAGCUAGCACAGCCAAUCACCAGGACCAGGCCGAGGGAGUCUGCAUGGUGCCAACACAGAGUCGAGGUCUUGCCCCAUGCCCAGGCAGGAGGCUCCCCAGCCCCAACACAUCAGGGCUCUGAGGCAGUGACCCCAAGAUGAUGGGGACUGUGGAGCUGGCCCAUCAUACUUUGUCAUAGGAGCCCAGGUACCCAUCUCCUUUUCCUAAAGCUGGUCCCAGUCAGCCCCCACUUAGCCCUUUCUUCCACUCAUGUCAUCUCCUUCCCAAUUCCCAAGUGCCCCUGGCUGCAAAGGCUCUAAGUGCCCAUUCUUCUCACUGUAGUAGCUACUUGGCAGGUUGGGGCAUCUUCCAGAACCUCUCCCUUCCAGACCCACUCACUAUAUUGUGGUCCAAACUUGCUUACAGUGUGAAUGCUUUCAGUGAGCCAAACCUAGUAAGCGCUUUCACAUGUCUGCCUGCCUCUAACCUCAGUCUCAGCAGGAGAGGGGCCCUUAGAGCAGACUGGCCUUGGGUAGUGAGGUAGACAGAGCCUGGUCACAGCCCCUAAUGCAGUACAUGGCAGUACGCGGUUUGUCAGAGGGCCCACCUUCUAGAUGACCUCUUAAUAAAUUGAUGGCCCACAAUGGAAUGAAAUGCAUUCAGAUGUUGUCCUCAGUGGAGAGUCAGGGGUGGUGUUAUGUGCAUGGAGGGGAUAAGUCCUAGAGACUCAGCCAACCUGUCCCCACAGCCUUAGCAGACAGCCUUUCUCUAUAGGGCCCCUGCCAUUGACUGCCCCCCCCCACAGUGGCUAAGAUGUGAUUCAAGGGGUAAGCAGAGUAGUUCCCCAGUUGGUGUCACCCAUAGCCUUAACUGGAGACAUGGUUCUGUCUUCUGGGACCCAAGGAAACUCACCAACUUCCUCCCACUCACAACGCACCUGUAGGGACAAGUAAAAUAACUAAAACCAGUCAAGGUGCUGACAUACCAAAUAAGGGGUAUAGAAGCACUCUGAGUUCCAAAAAACAAGAAAGGGUGGCUUGGACUUCCCAGAUGGGAGGAAUCAGGGCAUUGUGGUAAUUUUAGAAGACAGUCAGGCAUUCUUGAAGUAUCUGUGUUAGGGGGGUGAUGGACUUAGGAUCCUGCUGUACAGACAGGCUUUCUGAGCCUUCAACUCCUAGGUAUUAAGUGCUUCCAGACCCAGGGAAAGUACUGAGUGCAAAGCAAACCUUCAGAAUGAAAGUCAAGGGCAGAUAGAUAUCAAGUUAGUGCCCAGGAAAAAAGGCCCACCAGCAAGAAAGUAGUUUUUAUGCCAGAACUGCAAAGAUCAAACCAGAGAAAUGAGGACAGCUCAGCCUGCAUGUAGAUGAUGUUCGUAGCAGCCAAUGCCCAGCCCUGAGCCUGUGCCAAGCUCAUAAUAGUGUAUUCCCUUUUUCUAGGAAACAUUUUAGAGCUAUUUUAUGUUCACAGCAAAACUAAGCAAAAAAUAUAGUGUCUCCCUUCAUCCUCCAUUUGUUAAAAUCAAUGAAUCUACAUUGGUUUACAUUAGGGUCCACUCUUGGCAUUGUACAUUCUGAGUUUUGACAAAAUUGUGUAAUGACAUGUACCCACCACUAUAGUAUCAAAGGUGUAUUUAUUUCUAGAAAGAAAAAUUGCAGUCUGGGGAUUGAACUCAGGGUGCUUUACUACUGAGCUACAUCCUAGCCCUUUUAUCUUUUACUCUGAGACAGAGUCUUGCUAAAUCACUGUGGCUGGCCUCUAACAACUUGCAAUCAUAUUGCCUCAGCCUCCCAAGUCACUGGGAUUACAGCCAUGUCCACCAUGCCUGGCUCAUUUCUUAAAUAUCUUACUAUGGAAAAUUUCAAACAUCUCCAAAAGUAGAGAGAAUAAUAUGAUCAACUCCAAUGUACCCUUUACCAGGCUUCUAUAGUGAUCAAUACAUGGCUAAUGUCUUAUCUGCACAUCUGUACUCCCUAUAUGUUGAAGCAAACCCUACAAAAUUUGGCCAUUAUCCUCACUGUACAGAAAAAAGUAAAGGACCCUGUGAGCUUAAAGAGUUACAAUGGAGCCUAGAGGUUAGAAGCUAGGUGUAUACAAUUCCACAGGUUAGUAGCUUGCCCAAGAUGAAAUGGAACCUCACUGAGGGUACUCAGUGUAAGGCUGGGAAGUGUACAGACCUCACUAUGCCUCCCAAUGUGCUGUGAUUGUCCAAUUUUCCUCCAUUUGUCCAUUUGUUCACCAAACAUUUACAAAGUGCCUGUGUAGGACCAACCACUGUGCUGCAGAGUAGGAACACAUGAGAGAGCCAGAGUG
Molecule: messenger RNA, 3152 nt
Organism: Urocitellus parryii (Arctic ground squirrel)
Lineage: Eukaryota; Metazoa; Chordata; Mammalia; Rodentia; Sciuridae
Gene: Fam3a
Product: FAM3 metabolism regulating signaling molecule A
Source: RefSeq, a predicted model, not a curated record